Molecule: messenger RNA, 978 nt
Organism: Medicago truncatula (barrel medic)
Lineage: Eukaryota; Viridiplantae; Streptophyta; Magnoliopsida; Fabales; Fabaceae
Product: hypersensitive-induced response protein 1
Exons: 6
Coding region: 96-950 (284 amino acids)
Source: RefSeq, a predicted model, not a curated record
CUUCACUAAAACUGAGGUAAUAAUACGCCGGGACGCAUGAGUUUAAGAGUUUUCUGAUUUUCCAAACACACACUUUGUAUUACUGUGAAAAGAAAAUGGGGAAUAUUGUGUGUUGCGUGCAAGUUGAUCAAUCUCAAGUGGCUAUGAAAGAAGGUUUUGGGAAAUUUGAAAAGGUGCUUCAUCCGGGAUGCCAUUGCAUGCCAUGGUUCCUUGGAAAACGAAUUGCCGGUCAUCUCUCUCUUCGGGUUCAACAAUUGGAUAUCAAAUGUGAGACCAAGACAAAGGAUAAUGUCUUUGUCAAUGUUGUUGCUUCUAUUCAAUACCGUGCCUUGGCAAACAAGGCAAACGAUGCAUUUUACAAACUUAGCAACACAAGGGGCCAGAUUCAAGCUUAUGUUUUUGAUGUAAUUAGGGCCAGUGUUCCAAAACUCAACUUGGAUGAUACUUUUGAGCAGAAAAAUGAAAUCGCAAAAGCUGUGGAAGAAGAACGUGAGAAGGCUAUGUCCGCUUAUGGAUAUGAAAUUGUUCAAACACUGAUUACUGAUAUAGAGCCAGAUCAGCAUGUGAAGACGGCCAUGAAUGAAAUCAAUGCUGCUGCAAGAAUGAGGAUCGCAGCUAAUGAGAAGGCUGAAGCAGAGAAAAUCUUGCAAAUAAAGCGAGCCGAGGGUGAGGCUGAGUCUAAAUAUCUCUCUGGGAUGGGUAUUGCUCGUCAACGUCAAGCCAUUGUAGAUGGUUUGAGAGACAGUGUGAUUGGAUUUUCAGAGAAUGUACCAGGGCCAAGUGCAAAAGAUGUCAUGGAUAUGGUCCUUGUCACUCAAUACUUUGACACUAUGAAAGAAAUUGGUGCUGCCUCCAAGUCUUCUGCUGUGUUCAUUCCACAUGGACCUGGUGCUGUUCGUGAUGUAGCUAGCCAAAUUUGUGAUGGACUUCUCCAGGGUUCUCAUCAGUAGCUUCUACUCCUCCAGCGUCGUAUCCGAU